Molecule: messenger RNA, 1115 nt
Organism: Propithecus coquereli (Coquerel's sifaka)
Lineage: Eukaryota; Metazoa; Chordata; Mammalia; Primates; Indriidae
Gene: WNT4
Product: wingless-type MMTV integration site family, member 4
Exons: 5
Coding region: 146-1036 (296 amino acids)
Biological process (GO): neuron differentiation; canonical Wnt signaling pathway; multicellular organism development
Cellular component (GO): extracellular region
Molecular function (GO): frizzled binding; cytokine activity
Source: RefSeq, a predicted model, not a curated record
GCGUUCGCUGCGCCUCCUCGUCUUCGCCGUCUUCUCGGCCGCCGCGAGCAACUGGCUGUACCUGGCCAAGCUGUCAUCGGUGGGGAGCAUCUCGGAGGAGGAGACCUGCGAGAAGCUCAAGGGCCUGAUCCAGAGGCAGGUGCAGAUGUGCAAGCGGAACCUGGAGGUCAUGGACUCCGUGCGCCGCGGCGCCCAGCUGGCCAUCGAGGAGUGCCAGUACCAGUUCCGGAACCGGCGCUGGAACUGCUCCACGCUCGACUCCCUGCCUGUCUUCGGCAAAGUGGUGACGCAAGGGACUCGGGAGGCGGCCUUCGUGUACGCCAUCUCUUCGGCAGGUGUGGCCUUCGCGGUGACGCGGGCAUGCAGCAGUGGGGAGCUGGACAAGUGCGGCUGUGACCGGACAGUACACGGGGUCAGCCCGCAGGGCUUCCAGUGGUCGGGAUGCUCAGACAACAUCGCCUACGGCGUGGCCUUCUCUCAGUCGUUUGUGGACGUGCGGGAGAGAAGCAAGGGGGCCUCCUCCAGCCGGGCCCUCAUGAACCUCCACAACAACGAGGCCGGCAGAAAGGCCAUCCUGACACACAUGCGGGUGGAGUGCAAGUGCCACGGGGUGUCGGGCUCCUGCGAGGUGAAGACGUGCUGGCGAGCCGUGCCGCCCUUCCGCCAGGUGGGCCACGCGCUGAAGGAGAAGUUCGACGGUGCCACUGAGGUGGAGCCGCGCCGUGUGGGCUCCUCCAGGGCGCUGGUGCCGCGCAACGCACAGUUCAAGCCACACACGGAUGAGGACCUGGUGUACCUGGAGCCCAGCCCAGACUUCUGCGAGCAGGACACGCGCAGCGGCGUGCUGGGCACGAGGGGCCGCACGUGCAACAAGACGUCCAAGGCCAUCGACGGCUGCGAGCUGCUGUGCUGUGGCCGUGGCUUCCACACGGCACAGGUGGAGCUGGCCGAACGCUGCAGCUGCAAGUUCCACUGGUGCUGCUUCGUCAAGUGUCGCCAGUGCCAGCGGCUCGUGGAGCUGCACACGUGCCGGUGACUGCCCGCCCGGCCCGGCGCCCGGCAGCCACCUCGCGGCCCAGGGAAGGCCGAUAAUUUAAACAUUCUCCCACCACCUA